This is a messenger RNA of Ruditapes philippinarum (Manila clam), 5059 nucleotides long. Its product is annotated as putative Dol-P-Glc:Glc(2)Man(9)GlcNAc(2)-PP-Dol alpha-1,2-glucosyltransferase. Gene Ontology annotation, cellular component: endoplasmic reticulum. The transcript has 2 exons. NCBI's taxonomy places the organism in Eukaryota, Metazoa, Mollusca, Bivalvia, Venerida, Veneridae. Bases 122 to 1375 code for a protein of 417 amino acids. Gene Ontology annotation, biological process: dolichol-linked oligosaccharide biosynthetic process; protein N-linked glycosylation. Gene Ontology annotation, molecular function: dolichyl pyrophosphate Glc2Man9GlcNAc2 alpha-1,2-glucosyltransferase activity. The record is from RefSeq and is a predicted model, not a curated record.
GUUGGCAAAAUACAGUUUGGAAAGAGAAGUAAAAUAAACCUGCAGAUGUCUCUUAUUUAUUUAUUUAUUUAGGUUAUAAGCUGAUUGAAAUUCUGUUUUUAUUUUACUUCAGUGGGACCCAAUGAUCACCACUCUACCAGGAUUAUACAUGAUGUCAGUGGGUGUACUGAAGCCAGUGUCUGCCAUCUUGAAUAUACCAGUUCUUGAAGUGUGUACAACGUUCUGGUUGAGAGCCACCAAUAUUUUUUUCAGCUUUGGGAACUUCUAUCUGAUUUACACAAUUCUGAAAAAACUUCAUAAUCCAGUAUUUGAUCCAGAUGGCAUCAAAAUUGCUUUGACAACAUUAGCGCUCAGCUUACUCCCAGUACUGUAUUUUUUCACCUUUCUGUACUACACUGACCAAGGAUCGACAUUUUUUGUUCUCAUGAUGUACCUCUUCAGUCUCCAUGGCAACCAUAAAAUGGCAGCCAUUUUUGGCACAGCAUCUAUACUGUUUCGACAAACCAACAUUAUAUGGGUAAUUUUUAUGGCGGGAUUAGCUGUGCGAAAGGAAUUAAGUUUAUGGUUGAAACAAAUUUGUGAGAAAAAAGACAUAAAGUUGGAAAAUUUGAAUGACUUAGAACUUUUAAAGGUGACUUUUACAGUAGUAUGUGAUUGUGCAAAGGCAAAAAGAAAUUUAUUGUUCUCACUGUUUUCUGAUAUCGUAAAAAAUGUAUGGGCAUAUGUAUUAGUUGGGAUAGGGUUUGGAAUUUUUAUCAUUCUUAACAAAGGUAUUGUUGUUGGUGAUAGAACGCAACAUGUGGCAGUAUUGCAUUUUCCACAGUUGUUUUAUUUCUUAACAAUGACAAACUUUUUUUCUCUAUUCCAUUUGUGUUCACCGUACAAAGUUUGGGAAUUUCUCAAAUUCUGUAUACGACAUCCAUUAUUUAUGUUGUCAUUCUUUGGUGUAGCUUUCCUCAUGAUACAUUAUUUUACAUACGAGCAUAAAUAUCUCUUGGCUGAUAACAGACACUUUACAUUUUACAUAUGGCGGAAAAUAUACCGUAGGCAUGAAUAUGUUAAGUAUAUCUUAAUUCCUGCAUACUUCUAUUUUUUCUGGAGUGUUUUAGAUGAGAUAAAGUUUAGAGAUAUAUACUGGAAACUUGUAUACAGUAUUUGCCUUGUAGCGGCAUUAGUUCCGCAGAAGCUACUGGAAUAUCGUUAUUUUAUACUGCCGUACCUUAUAUUUAGAAUGAACAUGCGUCACGGUACAGCCCUUGGACUUUUUCAUGAAAUUUUACUGGCCAUAGUAGUCAAUGUGUUGACAGUGUAUCUAUUUGUAAAUAUGUCAUUUAGAUGGAAACAUGAAGAUGAAGUUCAGCGUUUUAUGUGGUAGAGUAAGACAUUAUGUAUUUAUGUUGUGACACUUUUUUUGUUCUCAGAAACUAGUCAAUUAAAGUGACAUUAUACUCAUUUCGUUGUCUAGUUGAUUAGUUAAUUAGUUACCAAAAAUAUUACAAAAGAUUGACUAUUAUAACAGUUAAAUACAAAAACUGUCUAAAAUAUGAAAAUACUUAUGAGGUUAUUGUACUCUGUUGAAUUAUAUUUGACAUUUGAUUUAAGUACACAGCUGUCUAAAUUAUAUUUAGUGAGGCAAUAGCUAAAUAUAUAUAGGUAAAAAAGAAUCAGUAUUGUUCUCAUCCAUGUUUAAUGACCUCAUUAUGUCACAGCACAAUUUUUUGACAUCUUGACAUUACAAUAAGUGUUUGAUAUGAAUUUUAGACUCUCAAAAAGUAAAACGAGGCUAGAUGGGGAUGCAGUAUGUGAUUUUGUAGGAAUAUUACUGUUGGCCGGGUAAUGACCCCUAUUAAUUAAAUUAAAGGUUGAGGUCACAGUGACAAACUCCUAGUCUGAUAAAAAAAGUGAGGAAGAAUAAAACUGAGAAAAGCAGAAUCCCUAAAACAAGCCCAACAUGGUUUAUGCAACUUGGUAGGAACAUUGCCCGUGCCAGUUGUCAAAGUAUUAAGUCGGUUACAGUGACAUUUUAUGUAAAAUCCUUGUCCAAGUUAUAAUUUGAGAAAACAUAAGCAUAAGUUUGUUAAAAUUUGGUCAAGGUCACAGUGACAACUGAUGUAAAAUGUAAAACAUUCAUAGCAGUCAUAUAUUUGUGGUAAUUGUUAGUUAAAAUACUUCUUUUAUUUAUAUUACUUAUCAAUAUAACACUUAACCUAUAUGAAAUAUAUGUUUAUAAGUAUUUAAACAUACCUCGAUGUGGGGGGGAUCUAUGAUUAUCCUGUAGACACCUUGUUUGUUUGUUUUUUAUUAGCAAGGUUUAUACCAUAGAGACGGUGGUGUUAUUGCCCCUUCAAAAAAAUGUGAGGUUUUUUUUGUAAUUUUUUUUUAGUGUUUCUUAGAUUUUUCGUAUACACAUGUAUUUUUAGCUCGACUAUUCCAUAAGAAUAAGUAGAGCUAUUGAAGUCACCUGAGCGUCAGCGUCUGCGUCGGUGUCGACGUAACCACUUAUGUUAAAGUUUUUGCAAUACCUCAAAUAUUUUCAAAGUCCAUUGACAUAUGGCUUUGAAACUUUGCACACUUGUUCACCAUCAUGACCCCAACCUGUAGACAGGAGUAGGUAACUCUAUCAAGCAUUUUGAAAGAAUUAUGCCCCUUUUUCGACUUAGAAUUUACGUUAAAGUUUUUGUAAUACCUCAAAUAUUUUCAAAGUCCAUUGACAUAUGGCUUUGAAACUUUGCACACUUGUUCACAAUCAUGAUCCCAACCUGUAGACAGGAGGAGGUAACUCUAUCAAGUAUUUUGACAGAAUCAUGCCCCUUUUUCGACUUAGAAUUUACGUUACAGUUUUUAGCUCGACUAUUCGAUAAGAAUAAGUAGAGCUAUUGCAGUCACCCGAGCGUCGGCGUCGGCGUAACCACUUAUGUUAAAGUUUUUGUAAUAGUUCAAAUAUUUUCAAAGUACAUAGACAUAUGGCUUUGAAACUUUGCACACUUGUUCACCAUCAUGACCCCAACCUGUAGACAGGAGGAGGUAACUCUAUCAAGCAUUUUGACAGAAUUAUGCCCCUUUUUAGCUCGACUAUUCGAUAAGAAUAAGUAGAGCUAUUGCAGUCACCCGAGCGUCGGCGUCGGCGUAACCACUUAUGUUAAAGUUUUUGUAAUAGUUCAAAUAUUUUCAAAGUCCAUUGACAUAUGGCUUUGAAACUUUGCACACUUGUUCACCAUCAUGACCCCAACCUGUAGACAGGAGGAGGUAACUCUAUCAAGCAUUUUGACAGAAUUAUGCCCCUUUUUCAACUUAGAAUUUACGUUAAAGUUUUUGUAAUAGUUCAAAUAUUUUCAAAGUCCAUAGACAUAUGGCUUUGAAACUUUGCACACUUGUUCACCAUCAUGACCCCAACCUGUAGACAGGAGGAGGUAACUCUAUCAAGUAUUUUGACAGAAUUAUGCCCCUUUUUCGACUUAGAAUUUACGUUAAAGUUUUUGUAAUAGUUCAAAUUUUUUCAAAGUCCAUAGACAUAUGGCUUUAAAACUUUGCACACUUGUUCACCAUCAUGACCCCAACCUGUAGACAGGAGGAGGUAACUCUAUCAAGCAUUUUGACAGAAUUAUGCCCCUUUUAAACUUAGAAUUUACGUUAAAGUUUUUAUAAUAGUUCAAAUAUUUUCAAAGUUCAUUGACAUAUGGUUUUGAAACUUUGCACACUUGUUCACCAUCAUGACCCCAACCUGUAAACAGGAGGAGGUAACUGUAUCAAGCCUUUUUUUUACUAUCAAGCACUAAGAAUAGUCGAGCGUUGCUGUCCUACCGACAGCUCUUGUUCGACUUAGAAUUUACGUUAAAGUUUUGUAAUAGUUCAAAUAUUUUCAAAGUCCAUUGACAUAUGGCUUUGAAACUUUACACACUUGUUCACCAUCAUGACCCCAACCUGUAAACAGGAGGAGGUAACUCUAUCAAGCAUUUUGACAGAAUUAUGCCCCUUUUUCGACUUAGAAUUUACGUUAAAGUUUUUGUAAUAGUUCAAAUAUUUUCAAAGUCCAUUGACAUAUGGCUUUGAAACUUUGCACACUUGUUCGCCAUCAUGACCCCAACCUGUAAACAGGAGGAGGUAACUCUAUUAAGCAUUCUGACAGAAUUAUGCCCCUUUUUCGACUUAGAAUUUACGUUAAAGUUUUUGUAAUAGUUCAAAUAUUUUCAAAGUCCAUAGACAUAUGGCUUUGAAACUUUGCACACUUGUUCACCAUCAUGACCCCAACCUGUAAACAGGAGGAGGUAACUCUAUCAAGCAUUUUUUUUACUAUCAAGCACUAAGAAUAGUCGAGCAUUGCUGUCUUACCGACAGCUCUUGUUGUAAUACAAUGUACCUCAAAUAUUUUCAAAGUUCAUAAAAAACUUCAUAAUCCAGUAUUUGUACGUGUUUUUAUUAAAUUUCAUUUUUUUUUUAUUUAAAGUGUACAUUUCUAGUUCAUACUCUUCUUUGACAGCAUAAUAGGACUCCCUCCAAUGCCUCUAACUGUAAUAUGGAUUUAAAGAAAAAAUUUGCCUUUUUCUUUACUGAGAAAAUUUUACCUUUUAAUCAAGGCUUUUUUUACUAUCAAGCACUAAGAAUAGUCUAGCGUUGCUGUCCUACCGACAGCUCUUGUUUAUUUGGUAACUACUGCAUUUAUAUGAUUUGAUAACAGCAUAAGUUUUGUCUGUGAUAGAUGUAUAUUUCUCUUAUGAGUAUAAAAGGCAGCAAUAUAUUCAUUAAUAUCAGCUUCAAAAAAAUUUAUCUUAUAAAAAAAUACAUAAUUUAAUACGUUUAACCUAUUUAUCAUGAAUGUAUAAGUGUGAUUAAAAAAACAAAUCAUGAAUUAAGUUGGAGCUUCUUGUCUCCUAGAAUCUUGAAUUGUUUUCCAAAAUCAUUUUCAGAUGUUCUUUUUUCAUUUGUUUCCUUCUUGUCAUAUUUUUUUAAUUUACAGUUAUGGUAGAAUCAUGUUAUUUUAUGUUCAUUUGUACAAUUUUUGCUUAAAUUAUAAAAUAUAGUUGUGUGAGUCAAUAAGAAUAAAAGGCAGUUAAAUGAUGAA